Messenger RNA from Verticillium alfalfae VaMs.102, 2073 nucleotides. Its product is annotated as sulfate transporter 4.1. Gene Ontology annotation, molecular function: sulfate transmembrane transporter activity. The record is from RefSeq and is a predicted model, not a curated record. Gene Ontology annotation, biological process: transmembrane transport. NCBI's taxonomy places the organism in Eukaryota, Fungi, Ascomycota, Sordariomycetes, Glomerellales, Plectosphaerellaceae. The transcript has 3 exons. Gene Ontology annotation, cellular component: membrane. The coding region runs from base 1 to 2073 and encodes 690 amino acids.
AUGGCGGCCCAUCGACCCGCCAACCCUAGCGGCUUGCGAAACACGUACAACGCUGCCUCCAGAAACUCCUCCAUUCACGAAGACGACCGGGCAGCGGGGGCCUCCAGCAAUGACGAUGGCGACGCGCCUGCCUCGCCUUCAACCGAAGCGCCUCAGCCCGGACCAAGCGCUCCUUCUCGACCGCCUCCUCCUCAGCACACCGAGUCGACAGGCCUCCUCCACUCGGUCCUACGCGACAACAUCAACGAGGGCCAUGGCGGCCAUGGCACCUUCUCCCCCAGGCCCUCGAGCCCUGUGACGAGUUUCAACAGCUACGAGAACGACACGGCCUCCAACGCCUCCCAACGCGGCGGCCUUGACAAGGUGAUCAACUCGAUCACGGGCAGCGAAGACUGGAGGAAGAGCUGGCACAAGUCUGUCAUGUCAAGGAGCAUCACAAACUCGGACCGCCUCGCUGCCGAGGCCGGCUUCAAGGCCAACACGCGCAUGUACUUGUCCUAUUACUUUCCCUUCCUACAGUGGAUGCCCCAGUACAAGUGGUCCUACCUCAAGGGCGAUUUCGUCGCCUCCCUGACCGUCGCCUCUGUCUACCUGCCCAUGGUCCUGUCGCUCGCCGAGAACCUCGCCCACGUCCCGCCCAUCAACGGCCUCUACGCCUACGUCAUCAACCCCCUGAUCUACGCCAUGCUCGGCAGCUGUCCGCAGAUGAUUGUCGGUCCAGAAGCCGCCGGCUCGCUCCUCGUUGGUACAGUCGUCAAGAGUAGUCUGGGCACAGGCGAGGAUGACGACGACGACGUGCUGCAGGCGCAGAUUUGCGGCAUCGUUGCUGGCAUGGCGGGGGCCACCAUUCUGCUCGCCGGUAUCGCUCGUCUGGGAUUCCUUGACAGCGUGCUCAGCCGGCCAUUCCUGCGCGGCUUCAUCUCGGCCAUUGGUUUCGUCAUCUUUGUGGACCAACUCAUCCCCGAGCUCGGUCUCAGUCGCUAUGCGGAUGAGCAGGGUGUUGGCCACGGCAGCAGCGUCGACAAGAUUGACUUCAUGAUUAAGAACCUCGGCCGCACGCACAAGUUGACCUUCUUGGUGGCUGCUGUCAGUUUCACCAUCAUGAUGGUCCUGCGCGAGAUGAAGAAGCGGCUCCAGCCCCGCUACCCCGGUGUCGCCUACCUCCCAGACCGGUUCUUCGUCGUCGUCGUCUCCAUCAUCCUCUCAUGGCAGCUCGGCUGGGAGGGCAAGGGUGUCGAAGUCCUCGGCACCGUUGAGGCGGCGUCCGGUCACCUCUUCACCUUUCGCUGGCCGUUCCAGCUCUCCCACAUGAAGCACAUCCGCGAAGGCAUGAGCACCUCGUUCCUCAUCGCGCUUCUCGGCUUCUUCGAGUCCUCGGUUGCCGCAAAGAGUCUUGGUGGUUCAGACAGCAUCCAGGGCAUGCAGCUCAGCCCCAACCGCGAACUUGUCGCCCUCGGAGCGGCCAACAAACCUGUCCUCUCGGCCAUGAUCACUGUCGUCGCAUGGUCGCUUCUUGAAGAGGCUCCCCAUGAUAUCGCGUUCUUCCUCGGCAUCCGGGGCUGGAGCGAGCUUGGCCUCAUGGCCAUCAUAUUCCUGGCCACCAUCUUCUACUCCCUCACGGUCGGCAUGGCCAUAGGCGUCGGCCUCUCGGUGCUUCAAGUCAUUCGACACUCGACGCGCCCUCAUUGCCGAGCCCAUGACCCUUUGCCAACACGGGGCCAGCUCAAGAACCGGCUGCGCAGGCUCGAGCUCUACGGCACCAACAUGGGACACCCGGCGCUGCCACGCCUCCGCCACGAGGAGAACAACCGUAACAUCAUCUUUGAUAUCCACGGCGUCACCUCAAUGGAUGGCUCCGGCACCCAGGUCCUCAAGGAGAUUGUCGAGAGCUCCCGCGAGAGGAACGUCCGCGUCUUCUUCAGCCGCGGCCCCGGCAACAAGAAGCACCACAUCUGGCGGCUCAUGCGGCAGUCGGGCAUUGUUGAGCUCGUUGGCGGCGAGGGCCAGUUUGUGGCCGACGUGCAGGAGGCGCUCAAGAUGACCGAGUUUGAGGAGAGCGCGACCAACGCUUAG